AUGACUUCUUUGGUCAUCAUGCAAGCUGCUAGUGCGAUGAUGCAGAUCUCGUUCUUCAUCGUCGUGUCGUCGUCGAACGCCUACGCGCAGCACCUCGGGGGGACGUCUACGUUCUCCGGUUUGGUCAUCGGUAUCCCGACCGCAUUCUCCGGCAUGGCACUGCUUCCCCUUAUGAAGUACGACCAAGGUGGAUAUCGACGCCCUCUGCAUUUCGCGUGUGCCACGGCCAUCUUGGGAAACGUACUAUAUAGUCUCGCGUACCACGCAAACUACCUAUACCUCAUCCUCCUCGGGCGUAUCAUCUCCGGCUUCUCCUUCACGUUCUUCAUGUAUUCCAAGCGGUACUGCUCCGACCCGCGUAUUGUCGGUAUCCGGCGGCGCACGACGCUUGCAGGCUGGCUCGUCCUUGGCCAAGGCGUGGGGUUCAGCAUCGGGCCUCUUAUAGGUGGUCUUCUGUACAAGAUCGGAUUUUCUAACUCGGUGUUCAAUGGGUACACCGCGCCGACGUGGAUACUGGCAGGCGUCUGGGCCGUCUUCUGGGCCGUAGCCGCGCGGCUCUUCGAGGACGUACCGCGUACCCCGCCGAGCGAACCCACCUCUGAGGGCGUCGAGCUUCAGCACAUUCCGAGUCGGAACGAUGCCCACAGCCUUCAGGGAGUAGAGAAACCCGAAAAUCCCAAACACGAUGAGGAGGCCGCGGAAGUCGCCGUCCCUGCAGGCAGCACGUCCGUCGAGAACCUAUCGUCCCCACCAGGACCCCCCUCCCUCCGCCGGAUGAGCGCUGCGCAGAUCGGCGUGACGGCGACGAUGGGCUGGUUUGCGAUGACCUGCUUCUUCAUCCUCGGCGGCUGGGAGGCGAACCUCCCCGUCUUCACCGGCUCCGCGUCCCCGCUCAACCCGUUCCACUACUCCCCGUUCGCCGCGGGCAACUUCAUCGCCGCGGGCGGCGCCGCGACGAUCCCCUUCCUCCUCGCGAACCUCUUCGCCGCGCGGCGCGUGCAGGACCGGCACACGCUCGCGGUGGGCACGACGCUCGGCUUGGCGGGCCUGCUGGCGGCGCUCGCGAUCCUCGCGGCGGACAAGGUGUCGUUCGGGGCGCUCUUCGUGUGCUGGUUCCUCGUCGCGCUCGGGUUCAACCUGUCGAGCACGGUCACGCUCAGUCUGCUGUCGAAGCAGAUACCCGGGGAGUGGAACACGAAGAUGAGCCUCGUGAUCCAGUACAGCAACUACACGGGGCGCGUGUCUGGGGCGGUGUGGGGUGGGGCGGGCGUGCAGGUGGGCAUGCUGAACUACGUAGGGCUGCAGAUUGCGAUCGUGGGCGUCGGCAUGUUGAUGUUCUCGACGCUCUGGAAGCAGCUGAAGGCGAAGACGGGCUAG
This is a messenger RNA of Trametes versicolor FP-101664 SS1, 1377 nucleotides long. Its product is annotated as MFS general substrate transporter. Gene Ontology annotation, cellular component: membrane. NCBI's taxonomy places the organism in Eukaryota, Fungi, Basidiomycota, Agaricomycetes, Polyporales, Polyporaceae. The transcript has 4 exons. The record is from RefSeq and is a predicted model, not a curated record. Gene Ontology annotation, biological process: transmembrane transport. The coding region runs from base 1 to 1377 and encodes 458 amino acids. Gene Ontology annotation, molecular function: transmembrane transporter activity.